Messenger RNA from Paralichthys olivaceus (Japanese flounder), 2536 nucleotides. NCBI's taxonomy places the organism in Eukaryota, Metazoa, Chordata, Actinopteri, Pleuronectiformes, Paralichthyidae. The record is from RefSeq and is a predicted model, not a curated record.
UCCAGCAGCAGCAAACAGAGCGUCUCGCCGUACAUCUUUCACAAGCACAACAAAAGCAACAGCGUCUGCUUCAGAGACGACGUCUUCGAAAAAGGUGAAACGGACUCGUUCCUCAAGGAAAACGUUCCGUCUGCGUCUGAAGAUGAAGAGAAAUACAACAACUGUCCUCCCAGAGAGAAGCGACUGAAACCAGAUUAUCACCUGAGUUCAAACCAAAGGAGCAUCUACACCAAAACCACCGAGGACAAAGAGAAAGGAGUGAAGAUCGUGACGUCGGUGUCCGUCAGCGACCUGGAAGACUCGUCCCCAAACAUCACGUUUCAGCAGUUACACCAACCCUUGUCUAGUCCAACGCACUCCUCGACGCCAGUGACCAACAUCAUGAGAAUCAACUGCAGCAGCUCCCAGGUCAAACUGGAAAUUCAAGAAAUUCUGCAGCUCAACACAUCCGACGUCAAGACCACGUUUGUUUUUACGACCGACCAGAGGGACGUCGCUGAGACGAGCAGACGUGAGGAGACGUGGACUUCAAAUAACAAAGCAGAUAAAAACUACAGGUUUACUUUUGGCAGCUCGAGCAACAACAUGGAGGAAGUUAGUGGCUCAAAAUCGAAAAUGUGGGACGAUUCAAACUGCUGCCGAUGCUGCGUCGGUCACAAACAACAAAAAGCGACAGACUGCUGGUCAGUAAAUCCUCCAUCGAGUCCACCGCCGCUCAACAUCACAGCUCAGGAGAAGAGGAAGCGGUUUCACAAGAGCAUCGAUUCGUUCUGGGACAUUCCUCCACCGCAGGAGUUUGCAGACGUUAAAUACAACACUCUGGACGACCUGACCCUCCACCUGGAGGCCUGUGGGAUCAGAACUCAGAGUCCUGCUGACCAUCGCCUGGCAGAGUCCGGCCCGGCAGAUCCAGCUCCUUCUUUUGAUCAGUUUUCAGAAUCUGACAAUUACGAGUCCAUGUCCAUGAGACCGUCUCUGUCCACCAACAGGUCCAGCUUCACCAAAGACUUCAUCAGCUCCCAGAAGAGAAAAUCCUGGAUCAGAAACAACAGCAUCGCCACAGUCCAGCACAGAGCGUGUCCGUUACCACAGAAGAGGCGGCAGACGUUUCCUGGGACGUCAGAAGCUGCUGAGCUGAUGCAGGACGACCUGCUGCUGCCCUACACCGAGUCCUUCUCCUCUCUGCUCAUGUGCUCGCGUCCUCUCCAAUCAGACAAGCUGGGGACGAGUCACCAUGGCAACAACGAGGUCCCUGCAUUUGGAAUUGGAAAUUAUAAUUCUUCUAAACAAAGCAGCCAUGAGGGGAAACCAACAUGUCUCAGUCCAUUCUGUGUGACGAGCUCCGAAGAAAACGCUGAUGAUGUGUUUGGUGUCGCUGGAGGACAAGGAUACGGUGAUGAAGACAUGAGGCAGGACUUCAAACAGAGCGUCUGCAGGGACAGAGACAGUCUGGACACUGAUGACUGUGACUGUAAAGUUGAUCAAACUGAAGUCCCCGACAGUGGAUUUGAUCAGGACGUAGAAUAUCAGGACUCAGAGAAGCUCAGUCAAAGAGCUCUUUCUAUCCAGGUCAUCCCUCCGUCCCGCAGCGGCUCGGAGGAGCAGAUGCUGCAGAUUCAUCCUGUCAAGGUGGAGAAUCAAGAAGAUUCAGUUUCAUCUUCACCCAAUCAUUCGUCCUCAGUCACGACUCUGAGCGUCGGCGCACUGGAGCAAAGAUUCCUGCAGAUGGACCUCAAGUCUUCUCAGAGUCGUCUGAACGAUGUGACGGAAUCUAAACCACCUGCUGACGAAACAGGAAACACCUGCACGUGUCUGCCGCUGACGUCAGAGGAGACAAUCGAUCUGCAGCAGGACGCAGGACGAAGAGGACCCGAGGACAAAGCUGCUGCUUCCUGUCCUGAUGGAGAAAUCCAUGCAAAGGAGCAGCUGAGUAAAACCUACAAGGCCGAGAGACACACUAUGUCCAGAUGUUCCAUAGACGCCAAAGAGCAUCUGAAGCCUGGGAUGCACAUGGAGACAGAGGGCGGCGGCGGCGGCGGCGGCGGCGGCGGCGGCAGCGGCGGCGACCACUGGGCCAAGAGACGAAAGCUCUUUAAAGAUAGUAAACAGUGGAGCUCAGCUGGAGGAAGCUCCAUCACCAGUGAUGUCACAGAGGAAUCAGUAUCCGAGGACACUCGCUCUAUGGACAUGACGACUCGAGACAAUGAGGACGGAGGUUUUUAUAUGGAGACGUUCCACUCGUCGGCGUGGAUUUACCAAGGAGACCACGUGGACUCUGGAAUUAUUCCUCCGAGCCUCAACACCAGAACUCGAGCUGUUUCAAUUCGAGAGCGGACCGUCAGGAUCGAUAAAGGAUCAGGAGAGUAUCCCUGGGGCUUUCGAAUUCAGUUCUCCAAACCCAUCGUGGUCACAGAGGUCGACACGAACGGAGCCGCUGAAGAAGCCGGUCUGAUGGUCGGAGAUUACGUCCUCGCUGUGAACGGGACUGAUGUCACCAGCAUCCCUCAUUCGGAGGCGGCUGAUUUGGCUCGACAAG